This is a messenger RNA of Phialemonium atrogriseum, 207 nucleotides long. RefSeq lists its product as uncharacterized. The record is from RefSeq and is a predicted model, not a curated record. The transcript has a single exon. NCBI's taxonomy places the organism in Eukaryota, Fungi, Ascomycota, Sordariomycetes, Cephalothecales, Cephalothecaceae. Bases 1 to 207 code for a protein of 68 amino acids.
AUGCCGACAGUGCUGAAUCGAAUCGCCGUCCUUGCCGCUGCACCUUCCACAGUUGGCUGUGGCAGCCAUCCGGUCUCCUUCUCCGGCCCAGCAGUGGUAACAGCUGCACGCCUCGUCAUCAGCCUCGGCCUCGACCUCGACCUCGACCUCGAUCUCGACUUCGACACGGCUUUCCUGAGCAUGUCCUCCUCCGCUGCACGCCAGUAG